AUCAUCGUAUGGGGAAAACACAGUGCAAUUGUUGCAGUGCUAGUGCAGUGCAGUUGUAGAUCUAAUUGUGGAUAUGCAAUAAAAAUCAUCACUGAUGCGGACGUAACGACGAUGAAAUCAAGCUUUUGAGGAGUGGUAGAUUGUACUUUUGUAUAUAUAUUUAUUGGAUAUCUUGCACAUAUAUCAUAAAAUGUCGACACCGGCGAGAAGGCGGCUCAUGAGAGAUUUUAAAAAAUUACAAGAAGAUCCACCAGCUGGUGUGAGUGGUGCACCUUCAGAAAACAACAUCAUGUUAUGGAACGCUCUUAUAUUUGGGCCACGUGACACCCCAUUUGAAGAUGGAACGUUCAAGCUAACCAUUGAGUUUACAGAAGAGUACCCCAACAAACCACCUACAGUACGCUUUGUAUCAAAGAUGUUUCACCCUAAUGUAUAUGCUGAUGGAGGAAUCUGCUUGGAUAUUCUACAGAAUAGAUGGAGUCCUACAUAUGAUGUAUCAGCAAUUCUUACAUCAAUACAGUCUCUACUGGAUGAACCGAACCCUAACAGCCCAGCAAACAGCCAAGCUGCACAGCUAUACCAAGAGAACAGAAGAGAAUAUGAAAAGAAGGUGUCUGCUAUUGUUGAAACUAGCUGGAUAGAUACCAAUUCAUGAUAUAAGGGUUACAGGAGAAGAUCAAGUCAUUGUAGAAAUCUUAACAAUGACAAUGACAGAGUCAUGUUAACGAUGUUCAUUUUAGAAGAAAAGAAUUCACAUGCUAUGCUGGAGAGUACCUCCAUUUCCAGUUUCAACCUGCUUUGUGGUAUUAUUCAUGUCCAUGGAUGGCUAAAGUUACAUCAUUUCUCAUCGUUAGAAUAUAUAUUAGCCAAUAGGUAAUGAUGGCUAAGUCCUGUAUAGCGCAAAUGACUGACUUCAGCCCAUAAAUAGUCUUACUUGGUAUGGUACUUAUGAGAAGGAAUCGCAUACACCUUUGAUUGUUUUUCUACUGUUCUUUUACAUAGAUAUAAAAGGUCAGUGUUGAAAAGUGUUCUAAGAAUGUGUAUAUCUUCCUUCAAAGGUAUCAACCCAAAUUAGGAUUUAUCUCCCAUACUUCAUAUUAUAGUUCAUUCAUUUAUUUUGUUAUGAUGUGUUUAAUAGAGGAAGAACAUAUAGUUCUUUUGUCAUUGAUACAAACAUAUAAUCAAACAUUAAUGAAAUCUUCACUACUUAAAACCCAGUUUAAAAUUGUAGUUUGGCCCAGUCAUGUUUGUUUGUGCAAAACUUAAAAGAGUUGGUCGGCUUGCAAACAAAGACGAGUAAGGCCGAGCCUGUUUAUGAUCUAUUUAGGUUGUACAUCUUUCCUCUGUGAUGUUGCAUGUAAUAGUGUCAUGAAAUUCCUUCUCAAAAUAGCCAAGCCAAUGGAAUACAUCAUAUCUAUAUAAUACUAGUAAAGGCUUAGCAACCCUAAUCCUGUGCUUGCAGCCUCAAACAAAUUCAACAAAGAACUAGCAGGUGGAAUAGAUAAAAACUAGCAUUUACUAAUAAAGGCUAUAAGUGAACGGUAAAAUAGAGUAAAUGCUUUUUGCUAAGUUAGAUGUGCUAGGUGGCAGCUGGUAUUGUUUGGAAGUUUACAAUGGUAUUCUACACUCAUUGUUUACAAUAGUGUUAUAAAGUCAGCCUUGAAGGAAUAGUACAAAAGCGGUUUGUGUACCCAGGUAUAAUCAUAAUAAAAACAUUACAAUUUUCAAAUUGGCUAUAGGGAAUGAUAUUACCUACUGCUUUUGAUUGAUACAAAACUGUUUAUUGCUGAUAAAAUUUAUGUCUUUUAUAUGUUAUAAUCAAAGAGAAAUAUUACCUUUACAACAAAAAGGGAUGACAGUUUAAGAUGUAUAAACAUUGAUAGAUGAUCUCCUUGUAGGAAAAUCUUUAAGCUGGCAGGAGAAGAGAUUGUAAAACAUUUAGCUAAAGGUUGACGAUGAAAGAAAUUCUUCUUUCUCAAAUGUGCAUCUUCUAAUCCAGCAUGUACUUUGUGAACAAGAACAAAUUUUAAAAAAAAUUAUAAUUUGAAUACAAGUUAUUGCUGGUCUUGAGAAGUAAUAGCUAUCAAGGAAAGGAGUUUUUGUUUCUUCUUACCAGCAGUUACUUGGUUGGAACAUCAUGAUCAUGCAAGCAAAAAGUUAGAAAGAACAAUUUGCUAUAAAGCUUUACUAGUUUUAUUUCUAUGUAAGAGGAAGAUUUCCUAUCUUUUACCUACCUGAUUUCAAAGUGGAGCAAUCUCACAUGACACAUUGUAGAUAGAAUCAAAUCUGUAUAUCCUUUAUAUUAUCAAUACAAAAAAUGUAUAUAGCACAGCUAGCAUUUGUACAAUCAAAAGAUCCAUGUUUACAAGUUACCAAAUGGAAAAAGAAAGACAUGUUUUCUGGAUCACAUUAGGUACUUCAGUAAUAUUUACCUGCUACACAUUUUCAAAGCCAUUCAAGAAACUGAGGCAGUUUCAAUACUAACCUUAAUUCUAUUUGACCCCUAAGAGGCCAUUUUAGUCUUUUUUUGCCCUUUCGGUUACUGAUUUUGUGAAACUGUUUGUGAUCAUGUUUAUUAUGUUUCAUUCAUAUGAAAUUUAGUAGAUUUGAAACUAAUAUUUUUUCAAGAAGGUAUAUAGAGUAGUUAAAAGAGUUGAUGAAGGGAAACAAGUAUCUACAUUACCCUGUCAAUUGUGACUGCAUUAGGUCUUGGAGUUUUAGCUCAUGCUGACAGUUUGCAAUUUCAAUAAAUGUAAGAAAAUGUCUUUGAUUUUUGUUUUGCCAUAGAAUUAUAUUACUAAAACUUUCUUUUGCUCUGUCAUUGUUCUUCAGCAGAAGGCAAAAAAGACUACUUGUUGGGCAUUCCUAAAAUAAAACUGUUAAAAACUAACAAAUAAUGUACAGUCACAGAAUGAGUUUUGUGCUUUGAAUUAUCUCUCUGUCCGGUGACAGGUCACAAAUGCUGCCGUACAAGGGAUUAGAAGCAGAAUAGUGGUUGUAGUCUAAUGGUUAAUUUAAUAGACUUUGGCUGGUAUUAAAUGUGGGUUUUAAUCCCAGGUUUGUUGUAAUUAUUCUCCAUAUGCUUCUAAUAGAAAUUGGAACUGGUAGGAUGCUGAACGUCAUUGUGAUCUUAUCUGGUGUCUCAGUGAUCAUAUUUCCCAGGAUUGGAGAUGGUGCACACCUUGUGUGCGUGUAUGAAUCUGAUGACUGGAUUAAAAGGAUAUUGCUGCAAUGAGAAGUGUUAGUAUUAAGCACUAUGUGAAUCAAGACUACUGCUUUAUUGUUAACCAAGAUGAGUUUGUUUUAAAUUGAUUCAAACUGAAAAUAUGUUUUGUAGAGUAUGAAGCAAAGUAUGUCUUACCGGUAAUGAGACUUAUUCUUCUAAUAAUCCCAUUCAUUAUCUGUGGAUAUAUUGUUCAUAUCAUCUGGUAAAUUUUGGGAUUGGCAAGUUCAUUUGUGAGAUCGUCCACAUAUACUGGCUCCAUUAAAGUACAUGUAUUUCAAAAUAGAUGUUAUAACCAAGGCAUUGUUCACUACACACUGUAACUCUGUAUCAUGUAAUUAUUGUAAGCAGGUUAGCUUUUCAAAGUUUAGAGGUAGUAUGCAUGCACAAUGAAAUUCAAAUUCUCCUCCUUUGAAAUAUAUUUCACUUAACAUGCAACUAUUUUCUAAUCAAAAGAUAUUUGAAGUAUUUGCUCUGAUCAUAUUCUAACUGUUACAGUUCAAUUUAUUUCAUUAUGCUUAUAAUUAAAUUUACAAAAAGCAGAGUUGAUUCUCCACAUGUACCACAAGAUGAUUGGUUUCUCAAGUUGUAUGAUCUUGUAAUCUCCCAGGGGCACUAACUAUUUUGUCUAUUAUGGACAUCAAUAACAUGAAACAGUUUUAACCAUAUUUUUUUCAUUAGAGACGUAGUGUAUAACCAAAUGAAGAAAAAAUAUCUCAUUUAUUACAGUAAAUACUCGGUACUAGCUUUUCUUUAAACUCUUCAUAUUGUUAUUUUCUGAUGUUGUAGAGUUGAUUUAUGCAUAAAUCAAGCAACUUCAGGCUGUCUGCAAAGUAGUACAUUUAGUAUGGAGAUUAUUUACCCAGACUAUUGUUGUGUGUUUGAGCAUGGUGUGAUUCUUGCAUGCCCCUUUUACAUGUACAUUCAGUUAUGACCCCUAGCUUCCUUAUGUAUGUAAUUAAAAGCUUUCAAUGAGUUGGUAUAGUUUUGAAGGCAAGUUCUCUCUUAUGCUCCACUUGCCAAAGCUUGGAAUCUUUUUGAGGAAUUUGCGCCAAUUUAUUUUCACGAGAUAAUUUUUGUUUGCACAUUUUACUGAAUUACAUUGCAAUCAUGGUGAACAAAUGUUAGACAAUAUGAGAGUGUUUAUGUUGAGCUAGAUGUGAUAAGGGAAUUUACUUGGCUUUAGAACCCAUGUGAGUUACAGACUAACUGAUCUGGGUUGGUGUUCAGUUCAUUACUUGAAAUUAAGUCGGUAUCUUAGGGAGCAUUUACUUUAACUUAAAAUACAUUAAGUCUAAUCCAGACCACAGCAAAGUAUUUUACUUAUUAAAGUUAGUCAACUCUAAACCCAAAUACUUACCUUAAGCCAAGUAUCAAUAUACUAAUCAAAGGAUAAGUUCCAAUUCACUCAAUUGCACUUUUUAUUGUAAGAUAGAUAUGGUAGCACCAUGACUUGCAAUCAAAAUAUUGGACUCAAUGAAAUCUACUUAGAACAAAUAUAACUUGUUCAUCGGAUCAUUAAGAUUGCUGCUCUUGUGUGUGUGCCAUUUAUUAGUCCUUGUAACUAACUUUCAGUUUUGUGUCCUUAUUAGAGGGGUUUCCUACCACACCAGAUAAAACAAUCUAGAUUUACUCCCAGUAAAGAAAGACGUACAUCAUCUCAAAUGAACGCAUAGAAGUUGCUUUACUAUAAUUUGUCUUAUAUCGCUGAUAUCUUGCGAAGAUAAAAAUAAAAGGGAAAUUUUUAUAUUGUACAUGGUAUAUAUUGUGUGGAGGACACUACUGUGUAGAGCAUUUAUAAAAAAAAGUGUUAUACAUGUAUAUGCCUUACAAUAUUGUUAUAUGUAUGAUGAAGAAUGCUUUAUAUGUCUGUGUUUUGGUUGUCGUUGUUGUAUGCCCAGCAUAGGUCAUAUAACACUGUUUAUAGCACAUGGUGCAGUGAGAGAACCCCUGUGCAACGUAGUGGAGCAUACGUACAUUCAGUCCAUAUGAUUGUGAGCAUUAUAUUUGUAUUUAUGAUACUAAGUGGUUGUACAGGUAGAUAGAACUACAGGCUAAUCAACCUGUGCUUCUUUAAUAAAACUGUUUCUUUCAAAACAUUUCAAA
Molecule: messenger RNA, 5329 nt
Organism: Strongylocentrotus purpuratus (purple sea urchin)
Lineage: Eukaryota; Metazoa; Echinodermata; Echinoidea; Camarodonta; Strongylocentrotidae
Product: ubiquitin-conjugating enzyme E2 A
Exons: 6
Coding region: 191-655 (154 amino acids)
Biological process (GO): DNA repair; proteasome-mediated ubiquitin-dependent protein catabolic process; protein polyubiquitination
Cellular component (GO): HULC complex
Molecular function (GO): ubiquitin conjugating enzyme activity
Source: RefSeq, a predicted model, not a curated record